Molecule: messenger RNA, 342 nt
Organism: Danaus chrysippus (African queen)
Lineage: Eukaryota; Metazoa; Arthropoda; Insecta; Lepidoptera; Nymphalidae
Source: the annotation of a GenBank genome assembly
UUGGAAGAGGAGAACGAUGGCGAGGAAGAUGAAACUGUGUCUGAAAGCGACCGGGAAAGUGAACAUAGUGAUCAUUGUACUGACACGGAGCAAUCAGCGGCAGAAUCUGACAAGGAUGAGCCAUCAACCUGUCGCGUAUCACCUGUGCCUACUCAGGAGUCAUUACGGCGUGGUCGUGGAGCUGGAGCCGCACUAAUACAAAAUACGCAAUCUAUCACACGUAGUUCUACUGUAACGCAAGUAAGUCGAAGUCCAUCCCUAGUCAGCACGUCCCAGAGACCUUCGAGGCGUAUACAACGUCAAUGCACAAUAACACAAAGAUUUUGCCAUGGCUAUGAUUAG